AUGUUGGGAGCCAACUCCAACGAGCAUGUCCAGGAUGGAUUCAUUGAUCCAGCCCGGUUGACCACUGAGUCGACCUUCUAUGACUACAUUGAUCCUCUCUUCGAGGAGGCCGCUUCAGGUACCAUACAGACCACGUCUUCUUCUCCUGCUGCUACGGCCCAGCCUCCUGUCUCUGCUUUCGACAGCAUUGACACUGCUUCUCCUUCUGCUGCUGUGGCUGAAAUCCUACAGCUUAACACCAUUCCUUGGAGUGUUAUGCUGGCCACUGCUUCCUCUCCUCCUGAUGCUGCUGCGGAACAGCCUGUCUCGGCUUGCAGAAGCCUUGCCACUACUUCUGCGGCUCCUGCGCCUAUGGCCAUCAACCUCAACACCUCCAUUGCGUUUGUCCCUGCCACGGCAACCUCGAGCAACAAACUCUCUGCGGCUCCUCCGAAGACUCCAUCGCCACAGAAGGCUCCUUCUCCUACGUCUUCCACUCCGGUGAAUCAUAUCUCUUGGGGGCACAUUCUUGAGCAAUGCGAGCACGGCGCGGGCCAUUUUACUCACUACAGGUCGUUGAAAGAGGCCGAGCAGGAUUUGACGGGCAAAGAAGUUGUCGUUCCACACGACCCGACCAUCCCAGAGACCGAGGGCAUGAAGUGCACAGUAGUCAAUCUUCUCUCUCAGGCUUUUAAGAGCACCGAGACUGCCGUGGACAGUGAAAAAGUCAUCUCACCAUUUCGCCAUAAUCGUUACAGAGAUGAGGAAAUCGAGAAGGUCUGCUGGCAAAUUCUUGUAAGUGGAUUCCUGGUAUUUGCUUUUGUCAAACCUGUUGCCAAUCAUUCCUCACAGGAGACGAUGAUCGAACACCACCGCACCGAUUUCAACGUGGGUGGAGUCCUGGCAUACAAGACGGCUGGCAAAUACGCGAACUUCCAUGAGCGUCUUGUGUCCAUGCUCGAGUCGCUUGCAGUGGGUUCUUCCGAUCGCGCUUUGGCUAGUUUACGUACUGACGGCAGUCUACAGGAUCACAAGUCUAUGUGCAAGCACCUACUAGAGCCUCUCUACCUUCGAACAGUCAUUGAUGACCCUGUCGGCGCUGCCAAUCGGAUCAAGAACAACAAGAACGUCAACGCCAAGAAGUCUAACAUUAUCAACAUCGGGAGGCGCCACCUUCCCACAGGAGCGGCCGUUAAGGGCAAGGCUCGAAGCACGGACUCGUCGUCGUUAGCCACCUCCACCACUUCGUCCAAGAACUCGGCCGGCGAGAACACCAUCCCAGCGAGCAAGUCGGCACGUGGCUGGGCUUCUCAGCAGCAACAGACCACUCCGACCCCGAUCGCACGCAGUCAGCGCGUGUCGACCUCUGCUCGUCGGUCUCCCUUGCUGAGUUCUCUCGUGCCGUUGGCCUCGGGCACUGUUCCUGUCACCAACCCUGAAGCCAUCGUUCUUCGCCUCCCCGCCAACCAUGCCCUGGCUGCUGCGCGUGCCAAGCGCACCAACGAGGCUGCCGCCCCUCUGAAGCAGUUGUCGGCAGCCCAGCAGCCUGGGGCUCCCCCCUACACUGGCCUGAUUCCCAUAUCUGCCCUGGAGUCGAAGUGGCAGCGGCCGGUGGGGACCCCACUGAGCGAGGUUUCCGGGAGACUGAGGCGCCCUCACGCUGAGGCCCCCGCUGACGCAGAGGCGGAGUCAUACAAACGGGUGCGCCUGUAA
Molecule: messenger RNA, 1692 nt
Organism: Penicillium lagena
Lineage: Eukaryota; Fungi; Ascomycota; Eurotiomycetes; Eurotiales; Aspergillaceae
Exons: 1
Coding region: 1-1692 (563 amino acids)
Source: RefSeq, a predicted model, not a curated record